AACCUUUGCUCCACUUCUCACCGCGGAGGCGUACACUCUCUCACUCUUCUCUCACGUCGCUCAUAAAAAAAGAGGCUGGACCUCUCAGGAAAGCGGGGAAAGGAAAAGGACUUUUUUCUUUUUGACAAUAUGAACAACAGUUCUCUUAACAUGGCGGCGAUAGGGGACUUCGACCCGCUCAACGCGUCUAUUCCUGCCACCAAAGUUGAAAUCACGGUGUCCUGCAGAAACCUGCUAGACCUGGACACUUUCUCUAAAUCAGACCCAAUUUGUGUUCUCUACACACAAGCCAUGGGCAACAAGGAGUGGAGAGAGUUUGGGAGAACAGAGGUCAUUGACAACACGCUAAACCCAGACUUUGUGCAGAAAUUCAUGUUGGACUACUUCUUUGAAGAGCGACAGAACAUCCGGUUUGACUUGUAUGAUGUUGAUUCAAAGAGUGCCAACCUGUCCAAACAUGAUUUUCUGGGUCAGGCCCAUUGUACUCUGGGAGAGGUGGUUGGAUCGUUGGGAGGUCGCCUGGAAAAAGCACUUGGAGGCAUUCCAGGGAAGAAAUGCGGGAUCAUUAUUGUGAAAGCCGAGGAGCUGAACAACUGCAGGGAGUCAGUGAUGAUGCAGUUCUGCGGAAACAAGUUGGACAAAAAAGAUUUCUUUGGAAAGUCUGACCCUUUCAUGGUGUUCUACAGGAGCAAUGAGGAUGGCACGUUUACCAUCUGCCACAAGACAGAAGUGAUAAAAAACACAUUGAACCCUGUUUGGCAGGCCUUUAAGAUUCCUGUCCGGGCUCUUUGCAACGGUGAUUACGACAGAACAAUCAAGGUAGAAGUGUAUGACUGGGACAGAGAUGGCGGUCAUGAUUUUAUUGGAGAGUUCAGCACCAGCUACAGAGAACUAUCCAGAGGGCAGAGCCAGUUUAAUGUCUAUGAGGUGAUAAAUCCAAAGAAGAAAGGGAGGAAGAAAAAAUACCUCAACUCUGGAACGGUAACGCUGCUGUCGUUUCUGGUGGACAUUGAAGUCACCUUCCUGGACUACAUCAAAGGAGGGACUCAGAUUAACUUUACCGUUGCCAUUGAUUUCACAGCUUCCAACGGUAACCCUGCCCAGCCCACCUCACUUCACUACAUGAGUCCCUACCAGCUGAAUGCCUACGCCAUGGCCCUGAAGGCAGUUGGAGAAAUCAUCCAGGACUACGACAGUGAUAAAAUGUUUCCUGCUCUUGGGUUUGGAGCCAAGCUGCCGCCUGAUGGACGAGUGUCCCAUGAGUUUGCCUUGAAUGGGAACCCUCAGAACCCUUACUGUGCAGGAAUUGAAGGUGUGAUGGGAGCCUACUACCAGAGUCUGAAGUCAGUUCAGCUCUACGGACCCACUAACUUCUCCCCCGUCGUCAACCAUGUGGCCAGGUAUGCAGCUUCAGUGAAGGAUGGCUCCCAGUAUUUCAUACUUCUUAUCAUCACAGAUGGAGUCAUCUCAGACAUGGCCCAGACCAAGGAAUCCAUCGUCAACGCCGCUUGUCUUCCAAUGUCAAUCAUCAUUGUUGGAGUGGGGCCUGCUGAAUUUGAUGCCAUGGUUGAGUUGGACGGGGAUGAAGUCAGAAUCUCAUCCAGAGGAAGAUGUGCUGAAAGAGACAUUGUUCAGUUUGUCCCAUUCAGGGACUACAUCGACCGGACAGGGAACCACAUCCUUAGUAUGGCACGACUCGCCAAGGAUGUCCUGGCAGAGAUUCCCGACCAGUUCCUGUCCUACAUGAGGACCCGUGGGAUUAAGCCCUCACCAGCACCACCUCCCUACACACCUCCCGGCCAACCUCUACAAACCCAAAUAUGAGGAGCCGGGGUGCAGGUGUAACAGUCAGUGCUCAGCUGAACUUGCAGAAUACUUCCAUGUCCCUGAAGCUGCUCUACAUGCCUCGCUAACAUGGAUUCAGGAGGUCUUUCUCAUGUUCAGGAGGCUGUCUGUAGAGUGACAGACAGAGCCAGGAACAGCCAAUGAGAGUCUGUUUACUUCCACUGUCAAGCAUUCCUGUUACUGUCUCGAAAACAAUGUUGGCCUUGGAAACCUAGUGAGACUUUGAAGAGUUUUAAAGGUCUGAUGUCGAGUAUGGAAGAGAAGAAAGGAGAGUAAAAGUAAGGAAAGAAGAAAUGAAGGACAACUGAAAAGAGAAUGUCUCCAGACAAAACAAAGGAAACACUUGAUCAUGAUGUAUAUAACUUCUUCUGUCUCUCUCCCACUCACUCAUGUUUACAGCAAACAAUAACAAGGAUUUUUACUCUUGAUAUGUUUUAUAUCCACAAAGCUUCUAAAUAAAGCUUGUAAUAUUCUCUCUCUCUCUCUCGCUCUCUCUCUCUCUCUCUCUCGCUCUAAAUAUCCCCUUAAUUACUAUUGAUUAAUUAUCAGAAAACAAAUUGGCCUAGUACUUUAAUCCCUGACCUCCAAAUGUUAUGGAGAUUUAUAAGCCUCAUGUAUUAUUUCUGCCUGUUGCUACAGUAAUUAGCAAAGUUAGCAUAGAUUCAUGUAAAGGCCCUGACACACCAAGGAGGCCGUCUGUCCAUCGGUGAGCGGUCAUAAAAUGAUUUAUUGUAUAGCCUACAUCAACAUCUGCGAACAAUUAUUUACCUUUUUAGAAAUUAGAAAAAGUGAAUUUGCAGAGAUGAUAAAGUUCUCAUCUCCAGUAUUUCUUGUAUUUAUGUAGCAUUCAUUUGACUCUCUCUCUCUCUCUCUCUCUCUCUCUCUCUCUCUCUCUCUCUCUCUCUCUCUCUCCCUUUCUCUGUCUCUUUCCCCCCUAAAUGCCUUGGCAUAAAGAUGCUCUCAUACCCAAGGAUUUCAUCUCAUUGUGUCAUUUUAACACCACCUCCCUGCAACAUGUGUCAAAUGAUAGCAGCUGCUCUCAAACUAAAUACUGUUUGAGCAUCAGAACCCAGUGGUCAAAAAUGCAGAAAAGACUUUUGGUAUGUUUAUUUUUAACUGUGUGUGUGUUUUAUUACGCCUUCAGCUUUGAUAUAGCCUUUUUUAUUUUUGUUGUUUUAUUUGUGAUGGAUAUUUUUAUGUACAAAUCAUUUGCAGGACUAUUUGUGUGGUUGCUGUCUCAACAAGAUUCAGUGUAGCAUUGAAUCAAUGUUUUUUGAAGAACAAAAACUUUGUGUUUUUAUUUAGGAAGGACUGUCCAGUGUUGUAAGGGCUGUGUGUAUGAUUAGUUCAAAUGUUGAAUGUGGAUGAAAUUUUGUAUGUUGUUAGAAGUCUACAGGAAUAUUUGAAUUUUAUGGAUAGUUCGAGAACUACAAAUUUGCACCAAAAGAGUGAAAGAGUAUUUAAACACUGCAGUGAUUUGAGGACACAGUUUUGUUGUUCUAAAUUAGUCUUAAACUAGAAGAAACGUGUUUUGAUGACAGGAAGCAUAGCAUAACUUUGACAAGCAUAUUUUUGUUUUUCAUUUUUCAUACUUAUUUUGAUUAAAAACCAGACAGUUUCUAAGUUUUAACAUGGCGACACUGUGUGGGUCUUUUGUGUGUAGUAGACAAACAAUUUAGGUGUCAUGAAUUAAAUUAUGGUCUUAUGGAUGAUUAGAUAAACAUUUAUGAACAUUUUAAGUAAAUACUUCUUGAACUUUCUCAGCUGUUCUAAUAUUGUUGUUCCCUUGUUACUAUAACAAUAUAUACAUUUUUAUCAGUUACUAAGAUGCCAUUAUCCUAAAACUUACUCUCAUGUUGAAUUAAAAACAGGCUUAAAUAAAUCAGAAAAAAAAGAAAAGACAAAUACUGCUAUCACAAUUAUACAUUAGCAACCAAAUGUAUUUUGUGGACAGCUUAUUACAGAGUCAGAGUUUUAUAUCAUAAUUGAUAUUUAUAUGAAAAAUGAAGGUGUCUUAUAGCUAGUAACUUAGUUUUGUUGCUCUGACCUCUAAACAUAUUGGUUCUAUUGAUUAUAAGCAAUAUCUGUCAGCUAAAUAAGCCAUUUUAUUACUGGUUAUACAAGACCAAAGCAGAAACCACAGAACUCUUGAGUUUAUUAAAUAGAUAAGGGUGAUUGCUUACCUUUGCAUUUGUAAGAGGAAGAAUUUGACUUUUUUCAAGAUCAAAACCUAAACCACCAGAAACGAUUUGAAAGUUGAAGAAAUGUACUAUCUUUAUGUUUGUUAUGUUAUUUUUACAUCUCUUUUUAACUUAGUAGCAAAUAGUUAUCAUUGCAGACUUCUUAAUGUCAUAAAUGAAAUACAGUGAAAUAUAAUGAAACACUUUAAUGUGAAAGUUGGAAUCUUAAUGUCCUUUCAAUUCCACUCUUAUACUUCCAUAGACCUGAAAUUGAAAAAAAAACCUUAAGAUUAAAUCAGUCUAAUUUAAAAGACAGUUUGUGAACCUUGAGCCUAGGAUGGUUUUCAAAUGUCCAAAUAUCAGUAAAAACAUAAACACAUCACUAAAGUCAUCACUGGAUAUUAUUCUGCAUUUUUCUGGUUUGUGUGCAUUUCUGUGUUUAUCCUUUUUUUGUCAACUUCCUUUAUUAUGUCAUUGAUGAAAGUGUGUGUGUGUGUGUGUGUGUUUUAAUAGACCAUGUUGGGUGUUAAGACACAUAAGAUCUUUGUUUACUAAAUCUAUCCAAAUAAUAAAGUGUAUGCUCGUCAGAUCUUAACUCUGUGCACUUUGUUUGCAUGUACAGUUUUUCAAAGGGUGUUAAAAACUGUGUUUUGAAAUAUAAAAAUCUAUAUGAAAAUGAACUGUACAAAUUGCCUUAAAACUUUCACUUAUAUUCUUGGAUUUGUGCAAUGCCUUCUUGAGAUAAAUGAAUUAAUGCUUAUCUAUUUUGUGUCAGUGUUUCUACUGCUUUCUAGUGUCUUUCUUCGCAUAAAUUCAAUGAUUGAAAAAAAUAUCUUGUACUUUUUUGAAAAUGUGUUGAAUCAGUGAAAGCAUGGCUGAAGUACUGAUUGUGUAAUAAUACAUAUGAUAGAUGACUAUUUCUGUAUGGAACUAUGGAUUUUUAAAUAAACAUUCAUACUUAACAC
Messenger RNA from Labrus mixtus (cuckoo wrasse), 4990 nucleotides. RefSeq names its product copine-8. Gene Ontology annotation, molecular function: calcium-dependent phospholipid binding. Gene Ontology annotation, biological process: cellular response to calcium ion. Gene Ontology annotation, cellular component: plasma membrane. Bases 130 to 1824 code for a protein of 564 amino acids. The transcript has 20 exons. Lineage: Eukaryota; Metazoa; Chordata; Actinopteri; Labriformes; Labridae. The record is from RefSeq and is a predicted model, not a curated record.